AUGAAUAAAGAAACACAUGAAGGAGAAAAGAUACUUCUGGGGAUAAUCUUGAGAAUUCCAUUGAUAAUUGAAGACAAAGAAACAUCUGAAACAAUCAAGAAUUCUUCAUUAUGGCUUCAUGUGUCACGAGGUGAUUAUGAACCCAGCAAUAGCCCCCUUUUCAUAAAUAAAUCUUUAACUGCUAUAUGUAGCGAAGGAUAUUUCCAUAAAACACUAACGACAGACAACAGUAAUCGAGUUUUCCGAAGGUAUAUUCCUAAUAUAGAUCUCAGUAAUGAUAAACAUUUUGCACUAUUGAAUAAUCUUUUCCCACUUGAUUUAGAAAGCUUGAUAGAGGCUAAACAAACCACCAAAGAUCCCACACAGCAACAGCAAUUGAAAUUAACGGCUAAAUUGAUUAGUGAUAAAUCGAAAUAUGAUGCUAAUAAUGAAUAUUUGGAAGAUAUUGAACCUAAUAAGAACAACAUAGUUUUAUCAAUCAAAACAGAUGCAAAAUAUGCCGUAACAAUAGGAACGAUCGAAUUACCUUCAAUUGAAAUUGAAAAACAUCCAUAUUUAAACGAUGAAGAAAAUUUACUAAAUUGGAUGGAAUUAUAUAAUUAUCAAAAUGAAUCAUUAUUAGAAUUAUUGAUUGAAUCAAAUAAUAGUUUGGAUCAAUUAAAAUCGGAAAAUCAAGAAUUAGAACUGAAUUUAGAAUUAACGAAAAAUGAUUAUAAUAAAAUCAUUGAAGACUUAGAACUGAAAUUUUAUUUGGCAUUAAAUUCUAAGAAAGAUAAGAUUUUUGAAUUGACUCAUAAAUAG
Messenger RNA from Candida dubliniensis CD36, 801 nucleotides. RefSeq lists its product as uncharacterized. Bases 1 to 801 code for a protein of 266 amino acids. The transcript has a single exon. NCBI's taxonomy places the organism in Eukaryota, Fungi, Ascomycota, Pichiomycetes, Serinales, Debaryomycetaceae. The record is from RefSeq and is a predicted model, not a curated record.